Molecule: messenger RNA, 400 nt
Organism: Lutra lutra (Eurasian river otter)
Lineage: Eukaryota; Metazoa; Chordata; Mammalia; Carnivora; Mustelidae
Product: tubulin beta chain-like
Exons: 1
Coding region: 50-400 (116 amino acids)
Biological process (GO): mitotic cell cycle; microtubule cytoskeleton organization
Cellular component (GO): cytoplasm; microtubule
Molecular function (GO): GTPase activity; structural constituent of cytoskeleton; GTP binding
Source: RefSeq, a predicted model, not a curated record
AGCCACUCCCUGCCUGUGGCCCCAGGGUCCGAGGGCUCCAUGAAGGUGGAUGAACAGAUUUUUUAACAUCUCAAACAAGAAGAGCAGCAACUUGGUGGAGUGGAUCCCCAACCACAGAAGAACAGCUGGGACAUCCCACCCUGGGAGCAUGUCUGCCACCUUCAUCAGCAAUAGCACGGCCACUCAGGAGCUGUUCAAGCAUAUCUCAGAGCAGUUCACAGCCAAGCUCUGGUGCAAGCCUUCCCUGCACUGGUAUACAGGCAAGGGCAUGGACGAGAUGGACUUCACCAAGGCUGAGAGCAACAAAAAUGACCUGGUGUCUGACUACCAGCAGGACCAGGACACCACAACCAAGGAGGAGGGUGAGUCUGAGCAGGAGGCAGAGGAAGAGGUGGCCUAG